ACCAGCGCGCUCACAUCGCCGCUCCUGCUGCGCAGUUCGGACGGACUGUCCUGACUCUUGGAGACAGACGUGUGUUUGGUGAAUAGAAGUUCGGUGAUGGCGUCUAGAGUUCUUUUCAGCCUGUCGCGCAUCGUGAAGCCCCGUCCAGCGGCGCCACUUUUCAGGACCGCUCUGAGGUCGAGUUCUACUGGCGGGGGAAUUCCUACUGAUGAAGAGCAAGCUACAGGACUGGAGCGUAAAACAUUGCAGGCCUUGAAGAAGGGACAGGACCCGUAUAGCAUUUUUAAACCCAAGAAUUAUGCUGGAACCAAAGAGGAUCCACACAUCGUGCCUUCAAUUGGAAACAAAAGACUUGUUGGCUGCAUUUGCGAAGAAGACAAUACUGCAAUUGUUUGGUUUUGGGUUCAUGAAGGCAAUGUGCAGCGCUGCCCAUCUUGUGGUUCUCACUACCAGCUUGUUCACCAUGAACUACCACACUAAAGAAAUUCUGCAAGUCUAUCUGAAGAUAAAAUAUUUUUUGUGAGGAUUUCCUUUAAAGAAUAUAGUUGUACUUUAAUAAAAUAAAUUAAAACUGACCACUA
This is a messenger RNA of Polypterus senegalus (gray bichir), 581 nucleotides long. Its product is annotated as cytochrome c oxidase subunit 5B, mitochondrial. Lineage: Eukaryota; Metazoa; Chordata; Cladistia; Polypteriformes; Polypteridae. The record is from RefSeq and is a predicted model, not a curated record. Gene Ontology annotation, biological process: mitochondrial electron transport, cytochrome c to oxygen. The transcript is spliced from 4 exons. Gene Ontology annotation, cellular component: mitochondrial envelope. The coding region runs from base 97 to 480 and encodes 127 amino acids.